Aedes albopictus (Asian tiger mosquito) is the source of this 5178-nucleotide messenger RNA. RefSeq names its product multidrug resistance-associated protein 1-like. Gene Ontology annotation, molecular function: ATP hydrolysis activity; ATP binding; ABC-type transporter activity. The record is from RefSeq and is a predicted model, not a curated record. Bases 502 to 5028 code for a protein of 1508 amino acids. NCBI's taxonomy places the organism in Eukaryota, Metazoa, Arthropoda, Insecta, Diptera, Culicidae. The transcript has 7 exons. Gene Ontology annotation, cellular component: membrane. Gene Ontology annotation, biological process: transmembrane transport.
CCUCGGGUCAACACCGGGAGCAACUCAGUCAAUUGAAAACUACCGAGCGAAGCACAUACCAUUCCAACCGAACUCCGACCAGAACGCGUAUGGUUAUAAAUUGCCAAAAAAAAUAGAUUUAUCGCGCCCGAUAACGGAAACAACACAGUGUAGUGAGUGAGCGAAUGAAUCGCCGUGACUUGACGGAUUGAUAACGGACGCCGCCGCGCCAACCUGGGGAUCGAAUUUAUUCCUAAUCGUGCAUGUGAUUGAACGCGUUUUUGCCUGUUUUUCUCUGCGUAAGUGGAGUGUGGAGCCGCCCAGUCAGCAGUGGCCCUGAGAAGGCGGUGCGCCGUGGUGCAGUGAUAGAUGUGGACUGUGCCUAUAAUUUGAAUGGGAAAUCCAGGUGCGAACGCCACCACACAGUGCUACCACCAAUAUUGUGAACAAACAGUUCUUUCAGUGGAUCCGGUUGUGAAAUUCGUGUGAGGGAGUGAUUCAAAGGACAGCUGCUGGUCAUCGAUGACGUUCGAGGAGUUUUGUGGAGGUCCCUUUUGGGACGACAGUCUCACAUGGCGAGCGGAGGAUCCGGACCUAACCUUCUGCUUCCAGCGAAUCAUACUGCAAUGGGUACCCUGUUUCUUCCUGUUCAUCUUCACAUUCUACGAGGUUUACGGCAUUGCGACCAGUAGGUACCGAGAUAUACCAUGGAAUUGGCUGAACAUUUCCAAAAUCGUCAUCACCUUCAUGCUGAUGGUCAUGUCCUGGAUUGACCUCGGUAUGGUGGUAAACUACCACAAUCAGGAAGAUGUGUUCGACGUCCAGAUAUUGGUGGCCGUUUUCAACGCUGUGGCUUAUAUAACGGUCAUUGCUCUGUACUAUUUCUUCCGGAAAUACGGUAUCCGAAGUGCGGGAACGAUCUUCAUCUUCUGGUUCCUGAAGGCCUUCCUCGGUAUCAUCCAGAUGCGAACAGAAGCCAUGAAGCACGCCAAUCGGGAAAACCCCAUUGGAUCCGGUGAAACGGUCAUCUUCGCCGAGUACCAAUUCGUCAGCUACACCCUCCAGUACUCAUUUAUUUGCCUAAUCACGCUGAUGGAGAUCUUCCCGGAUCAAGCCCCACGCUACACCGACUACCCGAAGCAGAAGAAUCAGAAUCCCGAGCUGAGGUCAAGCUUCUUCAUCAAGCUGCUGUAUUUGUACUUCGAUCGGUUCACGUGGACCGGUUUCCGGAAGCCGUUGACCGACGACGAUAUGUACGACCUGAAUCCGCAGGACAUGUCCCGGGAGUUGGUGCCGCCCUUCGACAAGUACUGGUACCAAAGCAUCGAGAAUGGCCGUCGGAAGCAGAUGGCCGCAGACAAAAAGGCCGGGAAGGUGAAUCCUACGUACAAACCACACGCAGCUACAAAUGGGUCGAUUCUGCCAGCGAUGGUCAAGGCUUACGGGGGACCAUUCUGGUUCGCUGGGUUGCUUCAGAUCGGAAUAUCAGGACUGCAGUUCGCUUCGCCUUAUCUUAUGCAGGAACUCAUGGGCAACAUCGCCAUGGACGGACCCUUCUGGAUCGGAAUGGCGAUAACCUUCGCUCUAUUCCUGAACUCGCUGUUGAUCGCACUGUUCAACGGUCAGUACUUCCGCAAGACGUUCCUCGUCGGUUUCCGAAUCCGAACCGGUUUGAUCAGUGCCAUCUAUCGGAAAGCUCUCCGGAUAUCAAGUUUCGCCAAGAAGGACACCACCGUUGGUGAAAUCGUGAACCUUAUGGCCGUGGAUGCGCAGCGGUUCUUUGAAUUGACCUCGUACUUGCACGUCCUGUGGUCAGCUCCCAUAAUCAUCGGGGUUUGCAUCUUCCUACUGUACGAGAUUCUGGGUCCGGCAGUGUUCGCUGGAUUGGCGGUGAUGGUCAUCAUGAUUCCGAUCACUGGAGUGAUCGCUACGCGAUUGCGUGAUCUUCAGGUACAGCAGAUGAACAUCAAGGACGAGCGUGUGAAGAAGAUGAACGAAAUCUUGAGCGGCAUGAAAGUGCUGAAGCUGUACGCUUGGGAGCCCAGCUUCCAAGCAGACAUAGUAGACGUUCGCUCCGGAGAAAUCGACAUUCUGCGAACCAUGGCCUACUAUGGAGCAGCAACGUUCUUCGUGUGGAGCAUGGCCCCAUUCCUGGUAACCCUGGCGUCGUUUGCAGUGUACGUCUUGAUUGACGAGAACAACGUACUCGAUCCGCAGACUGCCUUCGUUUCGCUGGCACUGUUCAAUAUCCUUCGCUUCCCGUUGGCCAUGUUCCCCAUGAUGAUCACAUUCGCCAUGCAGGCUUGGGUAUCCGUCCAACGUAUCAACAAGUUCAUGAACAGCGAAGAACUUGAUCCGGCAAACGUGACACACAACCGUAGCGAAGACGCACUGUCGAUCAAGGACGGAACGUUCUCGUGGGGUGACGAUACUCCAACUUUGAAAAACAUCAAUCUGUCCUUGAAGAAAGGUCGGUUGUCCGCGGUGGUGGGCAGUGUCGGAACCGGAAAGAGUUCGCUGAUCUCUGCACUGCUCGGUGAAAUGGAGAAGGUGAAAGGAUCGGUCAAUACCGAUGGAACGAUCGCUUUUGUUCCACAACAGGCCUGGAUUCAGAACGCCACACUCCGGGAGAAUAUCCUUUUCGGGAAGACGUAUAAUGCGCAGAAGUACGAUCGCGUACUGGAUGUUUGUGCGUUGAAGCCGGAUCUGGAAAUGCUUCCGGGUGGGGACACUACGGAGAUCGGUGAGAAGGGUAUCAAUUUGUCCGGUGGACAGAAGCAGCGAGUUGCCUUGGCCCGGGCUGUCUACGCAGAUGCGGAGAUCUAUUUGUUUGAUGAUCCUCUAAGCGCUGUAGAUGCGCACGUUGGCAAACAUAUUUUCGAGAAGGUUAUUGGGCCGGAGGGAAUACUGGUUGGACGAUCGCGACUUCUGGUAACCCACGGUAUUUCGUUCCUGCCGUUUGUGGAAGAAAUCUUCGUUGUGAAGGACGGUGAAAUCUCCGAAAGCGGAUCGUAUCAACAGCUGCUAGAUCAGAAGGGCGCCUUCGCCGAAUUCCUCAUGCAGCACAUCCAAGAGCUUGACGAAGAAGACGAAGAGAUACAGAUGAUUCAGGAAGUGCUCAAGGAUGAAAAGUCUCGAAACAUUGUCAAACGUGCAAUGUCAACUCGAUCGCAGAGAUCCUCUGGUAGUGGUGGUAGUGGCGGCAGUGUCCGCAAGAAGCGAAUCAGUCGACAAGAAUCUAGGAACAGUAACAAACCGGUGGAAGCUCCUGCGGCUCCUGCCAAGGGUACCACACUGAUCGAAAAGGAAGAAUCGGCUACCGGUGCUGUGAGCUACGCAGUUUAUCUCAAGUACUUCAAGGCGAUUGGGUGGAACAUGGCUUUCUGGUCAGUGGGAUUGAGUGUCGUUAAUCAGGCUUCGGCCAUCUAUGGUAACAUCUGGCUCACGGAUUGGUCCGAGGAUCCUGAAGCGGCUACUGAUACUUCCGUAAGAGAUAUGUACCUUGGAGUGUAUGGUGGUCUGGGAGGAUUACAGUCUUUCGCUCUUCUUGGAGCGUCCAUUGUGCUGGCCUUAGGUUGUCUGAAGGCAGCAAACACGAUGCACAAUAACCUUCUGGAGAGCACAAUGCGCAUGCCCAUGUCUUUCUUCGAUACAACUCCUCAAGGCCGAAUCAUGAACCGCUUCUCCAAGGACGUGGACGUUGCCGACAAUACUCUACCGCAAUCUAUCCGAAUGUGGCUCAUGAUGUUCUUCAACGUCGUUGGAGUUUUCAUAGUCAUUGGAAUCUCCACUCCGAUUUUCCUGGCAGUCGUACCCGUAUUCCUACUCAUCUACUACGCCAUUCAAAAGUUCUACAUAGCCACAUCCCGGCAGCUGAAACGUCUCGAAUCGGUCACGCGAAGUCCCAUCUAUUCCCACUUUGGCGAGAGUAUAACCGGACAGUCUACAAUCCGAGCUUACGGUGAGCAGGACCGCUUCAAAGAAGAAUCGGAAAAACGUGUCGACUACAACCAGCUGAUGUCCUACCCGAGUAUCAUUGCGAACCGAUGGUUGGCGAUUCGUCUGGAAAUCGUCGGCGCCUUGGUAGUCUUUUUCGCAGCCCUUUUCGCAAUGGUGUCCCGUGAUUCGAUCGGCGCUGCCAUGGUCGGACUGUCGAUCACCUAUGCGCUGCAGAUCUCCGCCGUGCUGAGUUUCCUUGUCCGAAUGACAGCCGAAGUGGAAACGAACAUUGUGGCGGUUGAACGUCUGGAGGAGUACACUGUACUGCCGAGGGAAGCUGAAUGGCAGAAGGGCACGAUCGACAAGGCAUGGCCACAGGAAGGAAACGUGCAGUUCAACGACUACAAGAUCCGUUAUCGGGAAGGUCUGGAUUUGGUGAUCAAGGGUAUUUCGUUGAACGUCAAGGGAGGAGAGAAGAUCGGUAUCGUUGGACGAACCGGUGCUGGAAAGUCGAGUUUGACCAUUGGGCUGUUCCGUAUUGUGGAAGCUGCCGGAGGUACGAUCAUGAUCGACGGGCAAGAUGUCUCCAAACUGGGUCUACAUCAGUUGAGAAGUCGACUCACGAUCAUCCCGCAAGAUCCGGUGCUGUUCUCCGGUACGCUGCGGAUGAACGUCGAUCCAUUCAAGAGCUAUUCGGACGAUCAGGUUUGGAAGGCUUUGGAGUUGUCCCAUCUGAAGGCCUUCGUGAAAGGACUUUCAGCUGGACUGGAACAUGAGAUUGCGGAGAACGGUGAGAACUUGUCCGUCGGUCAACGGCAGUUGAUCUGCUUGGCGAGAGCUAUUCUGCGAAAGACGAAAGUGCUGGUGUUGGACGAAGCUACCGCGGCGGUGGAUUUGGAGACGGAUGAUCUUAUUCAGAAAACCAUCCGAUCGGAGUUCGCCGACUGUACGAUCCUGACGAUUGCUCACCGGCUCAACACCAUCAUGGAUUCGACGCGUGUUCUCGUGCUGGACAAGGGACUGGUGGCGGAAUGCGACACGCCACAGAAUCUACUCGCCGACAAGACGUCCAUCUUCUACGGAAUGGCCAAGAAUGCUGGCAUCGUCUAGACGAGAAGGAAUCUCAACCGCUACGUAUUCUACUAAAGGUCCUUGUCUUCACUUAGAAAUACUCUUUCAACUAUACUUAUAGUUAGAAUAGGAAGUAGAUUAAAUAACGACAUUUAACUUGUACUAAUAAAGUGUAAAACUAUUCAAUAA